Messenger RNA from Helianthus annuus (common sunflower), 3134 nucleotides. Its product is annotated as potassium channel KOR1. The transcript is spliced from 12 exons. NCBI's taxonomy places the organism in Eukaryota, Viridiplantae, Streptophyta, Magnoliopsida, Asterales, Asteraceae. Gene Ontology annotation, molecular function: voltage-gated potassium channel activity; protein binding. Gene Ontology annotation, biological process: potassium ion transport; transmembrane transport. Bases 13 to 2148 code for a protein of 711 amino acids. The record is from RefSeq and is a predicted model, not a curated record. Gene Ontology annotation, cellular component: membrane.
GUAAGUUUAAUCAUGAUUAGAGGUUUGAAAAUGGAGUCAAGCACAAGAGAUGUAGUUGAGUUUGAAGAAGAAGAAGAGGAGGAGGAGCAAAACGGCCCAUCGAGGUGGCGACCACCUAGUGAUGGUGGCACCACCACCAAUCGCUUUAUUAUUCAUCCACAAAAUUGGUGGUAUCUAGGAUGGAAGCAAUUCAUAUUGAUAUGGGCGGUAUAUUCCUCCUUCUUCACACCCCUUGAGUUCGGAUUCUUCCGAGGGUUACCUGAGAAGUUAUUCCUCCUGGACAGUGCCGGCCAACUUGCUUUUUUCAUCGACAUUUUCCUGCAUUUCUUCCUCGCCUUUAAGGACCCCCAUUCCCAUCGCCUUGUCUCUAACCAUAAUCAAAUCGCCAUUCGCUACUUAAAAUCUCGUUUCAUACUUGACUUUCUUGGUUGUUUGCCGCUCGAUGCCAUUUACAAGGCUUGUAACAGAAACGAAGUUGUGAGGUACCUGCUAUGGAUCAGGCUAAGUAGGGCUCUUAGAGUGACUGAAUUCUUUGAGGCAUUGGAGAAAGAUAUUCGAAUCAACUACCUGUUUACAAGAAUUAUUAAACUUUUUGUUGUUGAACUGUAUUGUACACACACGGCUGCCUGUUUCUUCUACUACCUGGCCACCACUCUGCCUCCAGCUCAAGAAGGGUACACAUGGAUAGGGAGUUUGAAGAUGGGAGACUACAAUUAUUCCGAAUUUCGAGAUAUAGACUUGUGGACACGCUAUAUAACCUCUCUAUAUUUCGCCAUUGUCACCAUGGCAACUGUUGGUUACGGAGAUAUACAUGCUGUGAACAAUAGGGAAAUGAUAUUCAUAAUCAUGUAUAUUUCGGGUGAUAUGAUUCUUGGUGCUUAUUUACUAGGUAAUAUGGCAGCACUAAUUGUGAAAGGAUCAAGAACAGAAAGGUUCAGGGAUAAAAUGACGGAUAUUAUAAAAUAUAUGAAUAAACAUGAUCUUGGGAAGCAGAUAAGUAAAGAGAUCAAAGGCCAUGUGCGCUUACAGUAUGAGACCAGCUACAACGAAGCUUCUGUUCUUCAGGAUAUUCCUGCUACUUUCAAAGCCAAGAUCUCACAAAAGUUAUAUGAACCUUACAUCAAAGAAGUUCCUCUUUUCAAGGGAUGCUCACUUCCAUUUAUCAAGCAGAUAGCAAUUAAAGUUCAGGAAGAACUUUUUCUACCAGGAGAAGUGAUUAUUGAAGAAGGAAAUAUAGCAGACCAGCUUUACAUUGUUUGUUACGGGAAGUUGGAGGAUGUUGAAAGAAGUGAGAAUGAAGCAGAAAAAUGUGUUAGGACAUUGGAAAUGUACAGCUCUCUGAAUGAAUUGUCUGUUCUUUGUAACAUUCCAGUACCUGAUACGGUUCGUGUUGCGGAGCUGUCAAAGCUACUGCGCAUUGAUAAGCAAUCUCUUACAGAUAUAUUGGAGAUACAUUUUGCUGAUGGGAGGAUCAUUCUAGAUAACCUCCUUGAGGGAAAUCAAACACGCCUUCGUAAAAAGAUAUUGGAGUCUGACUUAACACUUCAUGUAGCAAAACAUGAAUCUGAGUUGGCUCUGAGGUUAAAUUUUGCUGUUUAUAGUGGUGACCUCUAUCGUGUAAAGCGUUUGGUUGCAUCUGGGAUAAAUCCCAAUAACACAGAUUAUGAUGGAAGAUCGCCUUUGCAUAUUGCUGCAAUCAAGGGAUUUGCAGACCUUGUUCAGUUUCUCUUGCAAAAGGAAGCAAGAAUCAAUGCUACAGAUAAUAAUGGAAAUACUCCCUUAUUUGAAGCAAUCAAGAACGGGCAUGAUGGGGUGGUUUCCAUGCUUGUGGAAGCCGGAGCGUUUUUGGAUAUGGACAAUGCUGGGAAUUGUCUUUGUAUGGCUGUUGCAAAGGGGGACAUAGAGUUUUUAAAAAGAGUUUUGGAUAACGGUGUUAAUCCCAACUCCCGGAAUUAUGAUCUUCGUACACCACUUCAUAUUGCUGCUGCAGAAGGCUUGUAUUCGAUUGCUAAGUUGAUCCUAGAAGCUGGAGGGAGUGUAUCUUCCAAAGAUAGAUGGGGUAACACGCCUCUUGAUGAAGCUCGAGUAGGCGGAAGUAAGAAACUGAUAAAGAUACUUGAAGAUGCAAUAUCAGAUAAGGUUGCAUGAUAUUUAUGUCUGUAUUUAUUCAAUGAUUUUCUAAAGUAUUUCACUAUAUCAAAUUUUAGUGUUGUAAAAUAAGCUGCCCCUUGAGAUUUUAUGUAGCCUUUGAAUAAUUGGUAACGUUGCACCAGAAAGAUCAUGUCACAAGCAGAAUAGAAAAUUUGCAUAAGUAGGUUACACUCAGGGAAUACAAAUCCAAACUUUGUUACAUUCACAACUUCUUAAUAGUCUUCACUCACAGUACUGCAUUCAUAGUCAUUCACAGUAGCGCAUUCAUAGUCAUUCGUAUUACUGCAUUCAACGUUAACGUUGACCACAUCACCGCCACCACCCCCACCUCCAGUAAGACUUUGUACAAAAUUCUGGCCAAUCUGCUGCAUCAUGCCAUCGACAAAUCCUGUCACCAUCACAUCUGCCAUACUUUGGUUGGCUGCAGCAGGUGCCGGCUGCAUCUGGUAAUUUUGACCACCGACAGGUGCUGGCUGCUGUGGUCGUGCAGUUUGAAAACCAACAGGUGGUUGUUGCUGUGUCAGUGGCCGUGGGUAACCGACAGGUGCUUGUUGCUGUGGCUGUGGGUAACCGACAGGUGCUUGUUGCUGUGGCUGUGGCUGUGGGGGACCCUGGUAAGUUUGAAAACCAGCAGGUGCUUGUUGCUGCGGGGGACGCUGGUAACUUGGAACGCCCACAGGUGUUUGCCAGUAAGUUUGAGCAUGACCUGUGCUCAUGCUAUGUGCAAGCGGCUGAGGUUGAUGGGAGGCAGAACCUGGAGCUGGAUACGAGUGACUGUGCUGUAGAGCCUUGGCAGUGGCACAGUGUAAAUGAACAUCAAACUCACAAGCAACACAGCGGUAGAGCCACUGGUCAGGCGACCCGACACUGCGGCAUACAUCACAGGAGAAGCCUAACUUUUCGCCGUAAGGAGAGGAAAAAGUAAGGACAAGCGGGUGUUGAUGGAACGGGUGGUUGACCGAGAGAGGCUUAGUAGCACAUAA